AUGACAGGUGAGACGAUACGUGCCGUGCGUAAGGAGCACUACAAAGGCAACAAAAAUGCCCAAGCCGAGUCCUUUGACGAGACCUCGAACGGAACCAUCCCUAACGGCACCGCUCACCAAUUUAAAUCCAACAAGGCUUUCUUAAAAUCUGUCAAACCGUCGACACUGCACCAGCACCAGCAGCUGAAUGCAAACAACCUGAACGGCAACGCAUCCAUCAGCACGAUUGUCAACGACGAUAAUAAGAAUCCGAUCAUCCUCACUAACGAGGACUUCCCCGUGCACGAGUGCGUUUUCAAAGGGGAUGUUCGACGACUCUCCUCCCUCAUCAGGACCCACAGCAUCUCUCAGAAAGACGUGCACGGCAAUACGCCACUUCAUCUGGCUGUCAUGCUAGGCCACAAAGAAUGUGCCCUUCUUCUUCUGGCCCACAAUGCACCUGUGAAAAUGAAGAAUGCACAGGGAUGGAGUCCUCUGGCAGAAGCUAUCAGCUAUGGUGACAGACAAAUGAUAACGGCAAUACUGCGCAAACUGAAGCAGCAAUCUCGCGAGAGCGUCGAAGACAAAAGGCCAAAGUUACUGAAAGCCCUCAGGGAGCUUGGCGACUUUUAUUUGGAGCUGCAUUGGGAUUUUCAAAGCUGGGUGCCUCUUCUGUCCCGGAUGCUUCCCUCAGAUACUUGUAAAAUCUACAAGCAAGGCAUCAAUAUCAGGUUGGAUACCACCCUCAUUGACUUCAUCGAUAUGAAGUGUCAGCGCGGUGACCUCAGCUUCAUCUUCAAUGGUGACGCACUGCCCUCACAGUCCUUUGUGGUCCUGGACAACGAGGCCAAAGUGUACCAAAGAAUACAUCACGAGGAGUCUGAGAUGGAGACUGAGGAGGAGGUGGACAUUUUGAUGAGCAGCGACGUCUACUCGGCCACCUUGUCCACAAAGUCCAUCACCUUCUCCCGCACUCAGAGCGGCUGGCUCUUCAGGGAGGACAAAACUGAGCGGGUGGGCAACUUUUUGGCGGACUUCUACGCCGUCAAUGGUCUGGUGCUGGAGUCCAGGAAGCGGCGAGAGCACUUGAGUGAAGAGGACAUCCUCAGGAACAAAGCCAUCAUGGAGAGCCUUAGCAAAGGCGGCAGCAUCAGCGAGCACAACUUUGAGUCCGUGAGGAGGCAGUCCCUCUCGGCGCCAGCCCCCAACACUAUUUCCUGGGAGGAGUACAUCGCAGCCGAGCAUGGAAAGCCUCCCCAUGUGGGCAGAGAGCUGGUGUGCAAGGAGAACAAAAAGCACUUCAAGGCCACUGUAGCCAUGAGCCAGGAUUUCCCUCUUGGAAUCGAAUCCUUACUGAACGUGCUGGAGGUGGUGGCUCCGUUCAAGCAUUUCAACAAGCUGCGGGAGUUCGUCCAGAUGAAGCUGCCUCCCGGUUUUCCCGUCAAACUCGACAUCCCCGUGUUCCCGACCAUCACGGCCACCGUCACCUUCCAGGAGUUCCACCACGAGCAGUUUGAGGGCUCUCUCUUCGUCAUCCCGCCCGACUUCAAAGAAGACCCCAGCCGCUUCCCGGACCUCUGA
Messenger RNA from Nerophis lumbriciformis (worm pipefish), 1560 nucleotides. The record is from RefSeq and is a predicted model, not a curated record. Lineage: Eukaryota; Metazoa; Chordata; Actinopteri; Syngnathiformes; Syngnathidae.